This is a messenger RNA of Eutrema salsugineum, 2951 nucleotides long. Its product is annotated as formin-like protein 3. Lineage: Eukaryota; Viridiplantae; Streptophyta; Magnoliopsida; Brassicales; Brassicaceae. Gene Ontology annotation, molecular function: actin filament binding. The coding region runs from base 208 to 2781 and encodes 857 amino acids. The transcript is spliced from 6 exons. Gene Ontology annotation, biological process: actin cytoskeleton organization; actin nucleation. The record is from RefSeq and is a predicted model, not a curated record.
GUUGCGAUUGUUCGGCGCCGUGAAAAAGCGUUCGGACGUGAUCGGAGCUUUUUCUGCAUGGCGGUUUGCUUCCGAGGAAGUACGGCAAGGAGAUCGAGCUCUGCGAAUUUCGCCGUCGUUUAAUUUUAAUUUUUCUCCUCCAGGAUUCUGUAAACGGAAGCGAUCUUCUUCUUCGAGUGAUUCCCGUGAGAUGAGAAACGGAGGUUAAUGGGGAGAUUGAGAACAGCUUUUCUGGCGAUCUCUCUCGUUGUUUUUGUUUGUGUUUCUGAGGAGAUUAUCGCUCGUGACGGAGCCAAUUGCUUUCGAUUCUCCGUCUCCGGCGAUGCUCACGGUGGCGAUGUGGCAGAGCAAACAUGGAUUCAUUGUAGAAAAGAAUUGAAAGAUAAGAAGAAAGAUUGUCUUCUCUAUAUCCCUCGUGAAGAUGAGUACCUGAGACUAUCCAUCUUAAACGGACAGAACAUUCAGCAAAUCCCGGUAGAGAUCGGUUAUCGGCAUUGGUUCAGCAAUUGGUUUAGCCCUCUCCGCGAUUCUACAACAAGAAGGAAACUGAUCAGUAACGCAAAGAAGAAGUUUAGAGUAUCUGCUCCAAAUUUCGAACUUGGUCCUGCACCAGUUUUCGCACCCGGUUUAGCGCCAGGUCCUGCUCCCGGUUUAGCUCCUGGUCCUGCUCCAACACCUCAGAGUUAUGAUCUUGUGGCACCUGCAAGCUCUCCAUCUCAAGCUGAAUCACCGGCGGAAUCAAAACCGGUUCCGAGUAAGAGGAAACCGAAUGUUGCUCCUAGUCAAAGUGUUCCAGGUCCUCCUCCUCCACCACCACCACCGGCGAAGAAGAAUGAUAUCUUGAAGGAACUUAUCAUCGCCGUUGCUUCAACAGCUGUGUUAACGUUCUUUCUCGUUGCGUUGCUGUUCUUGUGUUGCUUCAAACGCAGUAAUCGCAACAACGCGGUUGGUCCUAGAUUUGGACCAAGAGACGAAGGACCACUCUUACAUUUAGCUGACUUAUCAACUGGAUCUAAUGAGAACUCACCCACCGUUGCAAGCACGAGCAGGAAAUUUUUCAGCGCUAGUUCAAAAAAGAGGUCUUUUCUUUCUAGAGUGUCUUUAAAGAGAAAUGGUCAUGAGUUCUCAACAGCUGAUGUGUCGUUGUCUUCAUCAGCUGGACUUCCUCCAUUGAAGCUUCCCCCUGGAAGAUCAGCUCCUCCUCCGCCUCCACCUCCACAGCCUCCACCUCCACAGCCUCCACCUCCACAGCCACCACCACCACCUCCUCCUCCUAAACCUCAGCCUCCUCCGCCUCCUAAACUUGUUCGUCCUCCACCUGCACCACCAAAAGGUCUGGCUACAAAACGCCAAGGACGUAGUUCCUCUGGAGAUGGAUCUGAUGUUGAUUCUGAGACUGGAGCUCCAAAAACCAAACUCAAACCGUUUUUCUGGGAUAAAAUGGCUAACCCUGAUCAGAAAAUGGUUUGGCAUGAGAUCAGCGCCGGUUCAUUCCAGUUCAACGAAGAGGCGAUGGAGUCUCUGUUCGGUUACAACGAUGGGAAUAAAAAGGGUCAAAGGGGAGAUUCAUCUCGAGAUUCUCCUGUCCAAUAUAUACAGAUAAUUGACCCAAGGAAAGCACAAAACUUAUCUAUUCUUCUUCGAGCUUUGAAUGUAACAACAGAGGAAGUCGUCGAUGCCAUCAAAGAAGGUAACGAGCUCCCAGUGGAGCUCUUACAAACAUUGCUGAAGAUGGCUCCAACUUCGGAAGAAGAACUCAAACUUAGACUAUACUCAGGAGAUCUUCACCUACUUGGCCCCGCAGAGAGAUUCCUGAAAAUUCUUGUCGACAUACCUUUCGCAUUCAAACGUAUAGAGUCGCUUCUAUUCAUGACCUCACUACAAGAAGAAGUCUCUGGCAUCAAAGAAUCUCUCGCAACUCUCGAGGUGGCUUGUAAGAAACUUAGAAACAGCAGACUGUUCCUAAAACUACUAGAAGCAGUUCUCAAGACAGGAAACCGAAUGAACGUAGGAACAUUCCGAGGAGACGCGCAGGCUUUCAAGCUCGACACGCUCUUGAAACUCUCUGACGUCAAAGGAACCGAUGGCAAAACCACACUCUUACACUUUGUUGUUCUUGAGAUCAUCCGAUCCGAAGGCGUUCGUGCUCUCCGCCUCCAGAGAUCAUCUCGUAGCUUCUCAAGCGUCAAAACAGACGACACUAACAACUCAGAUUCAAGCCCACAAUCAGUCGAGCGUUACAGAAGCACGGGGCUUCAAGUGGUUUCAGGGUUAGCCACAGAGCUCGAAGAUGUCAAGAGAGCAGCAAUCAUAGACGCUGAUGGAUUGGCUUCAACGUUGACGAAUCUGAGUGGUUCUCUUACGAACGCGAGGGAGUUUCUGAAGACGAUGGAGGAAGAGAGCGAUUUCGAGAGGGCUUUAGCUGGGUUUAUAGAAAGAGCUGAUGCUGAUAUCAAAUGGUUGAAGGAAGAAGAAGAGAGGAUCAUGGCUUUAGUGAAAAGCUCUGCUGAUUCUUUCCAUGGGAAAUCGGCCAAGAGCGAAGGGCUUCGUUUGUUCGCUAUCGUGCGUGAUUUCUUGAUAAUGCUGGAGAGAGUUUGUAGAGAAGUUAAGGAAACGACGAAGACGACGAACCGUUCGGGUAAGAAGGAGAGCGAGAUGAUGAAUCCGGAGAGUAAUCAACCGUCGCCGGAUAAUAUUCGACAGCGUUUGUUUCCGGCGAUUGCUGAACGGAGAGUUGAUAGUUCCGAUGAUUCAGAUGAUGACGAGAGUAGUUCAUCUUAGUUUUUGAUUUUUCCGGUUAAAUUUGAGGUUGAUGACGCUGUUUGGGAGGAGAUUGAUCGCCGGGAACCUAGAAAUGAAGAGAAGGAGGAAGCCGGGAAAUUUUAUGUUUGACUUAAAGGCGUGGAAAUGGCUUCUCCGUUGACCAGUAAGUUGUUAGCUAAUUUGAAGAC